Molecule: messenger RNA, 3182 nt
Organism: Nylanderia fulva
Lineage: Eukaryota; Metazoa; Arthropoda; Insecta; Hymenoptera; Formicidae
Product: glutamyl aminopeptidase-like
Biological process (GO): peptide catabolic process; proteolysis
Cellular component (GO): cytoplasm; membrane
Molecular function (GO): metalloaminopeptidase activity; peptide binding; zinc ion binding
Source: RefSeq, a predicted model, not a curated record
CAUCAGUUUCGAUGAUCUUUUGGAACGGAAAGAUUGUAAUUGUGUGACAUAUACUUCCCGCAAUAAGGACGUGUCGUAUAUAUUACUGUGCUAAUUACAGUUUAUUUAUAAAAAAAUUAUUUUAAUUUGCAUACGUAUUAAUAUAACAGAUAUUCCAACAAGAGAAUUGACAUGGAAAGAUUGUUGGUAAAGUUGUUAUUAUACAAUCUAAUAUUUAUAAAUGCAACAGCUUUUUUAUCGGAUUAUAAUCUCGAUGUUAUACCAGAGCAUUAUAACCUCAAGUUGGAACCAUAUUUUGAAGUAGAAAAGGAAAGUUUUAAAUUUUUCGGUAGAUGCGAGGCCUACGUCAAUAUUUCCAUUCCAACGUACAGCAUAAGUUUGAACGCACAAAAACCGCAAAUAGAAAUACUAAAUACUAUUGUCACCAAUAGAGAGUCAUUCAAAAUUUAUGAGCCGUCAGAUAUUACGUACAAAAAUGAAUCUCAUACUCUCACGUUUCACUUCGAUGAUAUAUUAUCAAAAGGACAUUAUUUAUUAAACAUGAGCUUUAUCGGACUCACAAAUAAUCAUGGAAUCGUUUUCUUCAGAACUUACACACAUUUUAAUACAGAUAAAAGGUUGUUUGUCGCAACACAACUCGGGGCAAUUGGGGCGCGACAAUUGUUUCCAUGCUGGGACGAGCCUGCAUUUAAGGCUACGUUUAAUAUUAGUGUUAGACAUCAUAAGCCGUAUUAUGUUUGGUCAACUAUGCCGAUACGAGAAGAAACUGAAGAUACAAAAGACGUGGUGUGGACUCACUUCAAAAUCACUCGUUUAAUGCCUACUUAUCUCAUAUCGCUCCUACUAUAUGAUUCACAUUCGUUCCCGAUCAUUGAGUAUGACAGAAUAUACAAUCUGUUAUUCCAUUUGAACACAAAAUUUGCAAGAAGAAUCAUUCAAAAUGUUACAAGACGCUUCGAAAUCGAAUGGAUAGCAUAUUCUCAGAACCUUUCAUUAACAAAUCAUCUUAUAGUUCCCGCGGGUCCUCAGCAUAAUAGCAUGGGACUUAUUCUUUAUAGAGCCUCAAAUGUUUUCUAUAUUAAUACGUUAGAUCCUAUUUCGAAUAAAAUAAAAACAGCGUGCUUAAUAGCACACGAAGUGGCACUUCAAUGGAUUAAUAAUCUGGUUAGCCCAUCCUCGUGGUCUGAUUUUUGGUUGAAUGAGGGUAUUGCUAGGCUGUUAGGAAUGGAUAUGAUCGACAAGAUUUUUCAAGAUUCAAAUUACACAAGUAUAUUAGAUCUGUUAGCAGUACAAAGUAAAUUAGAAUCUCUUCAGUUGGAUCAUUAUCUUUUGGGUAUUAUGGAUCCUCUUAUAUCAAAAAUCAACAAAACCUCGGAAAUUGAAUCACUUUUCUCUUUUUCUUAUUACAUCAAAGCACCUGUUAUAUUGCGUAUUUUACGACAGCAUCUCUCGGCUGAAGUGUACCUACAUGGUAUUGAGAUUUUUCUUAAUGAACAUAUGUUUAGUUCAGUAACUAUUGAUGAUUUCUGGAGUGCUAUGCAAGCUGCUCUAAUACAGCUGAACAAUAUAUUUCAUGUAAAAUGGUUGAUGAAUGCCUGGACAAAUCAAAAACAUUAUCCUAUGCUGAAGGUUGAAUACUCUAACUGUACAUCUUUGAAAAUAUCGAUAGAUAAUUUUUACCAGUUAGUUAACGAUGACUGGUUAUUACCUAUAAUUAUAAUUACUAUAAAAUGGAAAGAAAAUAUUUUAAAAUCAAUUAAAUUGCGUUAUACUUACAAUAAAGUACAAAAUAAUAUUUCAUACAUAGAAAUUGAUGAAUUUUAUUGUGAAGAGAAUGAAUUGUUAAUAAUUGACUUACAACAAGGAUAUCAUCGUGUCAAUUACGAACCUCAAAACUGGCGAAUCAUUGCCAGAUAUUUGAACUCUGGAAACUAUGCAAAUCCAGCCAUAAAUGUUCAUAAUCGUGCUCAAUUAAUCGAUGACGCGUUUUAUUUCUUUUCGAUGCAACAACUCGAUAUGUAUUCAUUUUUGGAACUUAUAAAAUUCUUAUCGCAAGAGACAAAUUAUGUGGUAUGGUAUCCUAUGAUCAAAGCUCUUGAAAGUAUGUCAAAAUUAUUUCCAAUUUACAAUUCAGAGGAAAAUACCAAAUUUGGCCAUUUAGGCCAUUUCAAGGAAAACAUACUGAAAAUAUUGAAUGAUGUUCUUGAACGCAUUGGAUACGAAGAACAUUCUAAAGAAGACGAUCUUAUUAAAUGUUUAAGACAAGAAGUCGCCAAAUGGGCAUGUACUCUCGAGCAUCUCAAAUGCCUACAAAUGGCGAAAUAUCAAUUAGAAGAUUAUCUCUUCCAAAAUAAAAAACUUUUACCGUGGUGGAAGGAAUGGACAUACUGUAAAGGUAUACAGACAGAGACAAAUUUAACUGGUGUUUGGAAGACAGUACUUAAAGAAUGGAUAGUAACCUCUGAUAAUAGAAUUUGGGAAUUUCUAACUUGCAUUACACAUCCUAAUUCUAUUAAAGAGUAUUUGAACGAUAAAAAUCUAGAAGUAGCUAUUUCUUGGAAAAAUGUAUCUUUAAAAUUUCGAAACAUUGAUCGUGUUAAUAGAUUUCUUUUCACAAUUACAAAGCAUGCUAUGGACAGUGAAGUACUUGAUUAUAUUUUAAAUAAUUUUGACGAAUUAAAACCCAGAGAAGUCAGUAUGAAUGCAGCAUUGAUCACUUUAAUUAAUAAUGUGUAUUCUGAGGUACACCUGCAGAAGAUUAAAGUGUUUCUAGAAGAACGGAUUGUUGCUGCUGAAAAUUUUUUUAAAUGGAAGUUGAUCUUUUCUGAGGAGAUACGUGAAAAGACGAAAAAGUUGGUAAAUCAACAACGUGAGUUUAUCGAUUACAAAAUACGAAAACGCGCCAGUAAAAUCUAUUCCUUUACACUGCUAUACCACAUUUAUUUCUUAUGACUAAUCGUUAUAUAAUUGUUUUAUAAAAUCUAUAAAUUAUACUUUUUGCACACAUAUUUAUCUUAAUGAUAUAAGUAACUUUUUGUACUCUUAUUUAUUUUAAGAACUUUUAGAAGAAUAAGGAUUAUUAACAAAGUUAUAAAAAAAAUUAAUUAAUUUUAGUUAUUAUUGGAGAAUAUAAAACUAUUCGAAAAAAUUCUAAGCUUUGAAAAUAUAAUAACAAAAAAGAA